AUGGGUCAGGCUAGCGACCUCUGGGCUCACGGACGGGCGGCGGCGUGGGGUGGAGCGGCAAUGACACGUACCACUCGCGAGAUCCGCAGGACCGGCAGCGGGCAGACACAGGGCAUCACGGGUCGUUCAUAUGCCUAUAUAGAGAUCAAGAUGAGGACGCUGGUCAGCACCGUGGAUCUCAUAGCAGGAUGCGCGGACGUGGAUGACCAACCGUCGACCCAUCGGGUCCGACGAUCCCCCGGACUGCCUUCGAAGCCUGGGGAUGCGAAGCGCACGCCUUCGGAACUUCGUGUCGUGUAUGCAGGGUUUUCUCAAGAGUCCGUGCCACAUGGACGGAGAUCGUGA
Sparassis crispa is the source of this 345-nucleotide messenger RNA. RefSeq lists its product as hypothetical. Lineage: Eukaryota; Fungi; Basidiomycota; Agaricomycetes; Polyporales; Sparassidaceae. The coding region runs from base 1 to 345 and encodes 114 amino acids. The transcript has a single exon. The record is from RefSeq and is a predicted model, not a curated record.